Closterium sp. NIES-65 is the source of this 210-nucleotide messenger RNA. NCBI's taxonomy places the organism in Eukaryota, Viridiplantae, Streptophyta, Zygnematophyceae, Desmidiales, Closteriaceae. The record is from the annotation of a GenBank genome assembly.
AUGCCUCCUUGCGUGUGGACCUUCUCACCCCUCACCAAGGAAGCCAUGAUGGGGGCGCUGUGGACGGCCAUUCAGACGUACAGGGAGCACAAGGACUCGUGGGCGCGGGUGAUGGAGCGGGGCAUGCUGCAGGACAUGUCGUGGAACAAGGCAGCCGAGCAGUACGAGCAGAUCUUUGGCUGGGCUAUGCAGGACAAGCCGUAUGCUUGA